Messenger RNA from Phoenix dactylifera (date palm), 932 nucleotides. The record is from RefSeq and is a predicted model, not a curated record. Lineage: Eukaryota; Viridiplantae; Streptophyta; Magnoliopsida; Arecales; Arecaceae.
UUAGGGGGCCUUCUGUCAGGAAAAGAUUCUACCUAUGAUGCGUGGUGGAGUGUAGCUCAGAGCAUGAAUUGGGAAGAUGGUCCAGAUGGGAAGAAGUGCUUCAAUAUUGGGCUUAAGUUACAAUGACUUGCCGUAUCUGUUAAAACCAUGUUUUCUAUACAUCGCUGCGUUUCCAGAGGACUCCAUUAUCUCUGCUUCCAAAUUAAUGAGGUUGUGGGUCGCCGAAGGUUUCAUACCGGAAGAGCAGAGAAGGACAAUGGAAGAAACUGCUAGAGUUUGGUUGGAUAAUUUGGUCCAGAGGUGCAUGAUCCAGGUUGUCGAGAGAAGCAAGGCUGGCGGGCGGGUUAAGAGCAUACGCAUCCAUGAUCUGUUACGAGAAUUUGGCCAAUUGGAAGCCAGAAGGGAUGGAUUUCUUCAAAUUUGCAGCAGUGACAACAUGGCAGUAUCUAUAUGGAGUCAUCGUGCGGCUUUCCACAAUCGUAUAAAUGACGAGGUUGCUGUUUCCUCACCACAUCUCCGCACUCUGCUGGGCUUCAAUUUGAUUUUGACUAAUGGGAGAAGAUUUUUGAAUGGGUUAAACUUAUUAAGGGUGCUGGAUCUCGAGGGCACAAGAGAUCUUAAGGAGUUACCGAAAUAGAUCGGCAGCAUGAUUCAUUUACGAUAUCUGGGAUUGAGAAACACUAGUUUGAAGAGACUACCAUCCUCCAUCCGACAUCUCCUGAAUCUGCAGACUCUGGAUGUGAGUGGUACAUACAUUUAUUAGCUUCCGAAAUCAUUUUGGAAAAUCCGGACACUGAGGCACGUAUAUAUUAAUCUACACAUGUUUCUAAGCGCACCGAUAGGUGGUGAUCACAAAAACUUGCAGACUCUGCAAAUCGAGGAGUCUGAAUUUGGUCUGGAUGCUAUGGAUAUUGUCCGUUUACGAGGCAUAA